UCCACGUACCCAAGCCCUACCCAGAUCCCAUCGAUCCCCUCCUCCUAUCGCACCCCUCCCCCAUCUCGUCGCCGUCGCCAUCGACGGCGCUCCCCUCGAUCCCUCCCACCGCCGUCUCCCUCCAUCAGAUCGAGCUCCCCCUCCCCUCUCCCUCCCACCUCUCGAAGCUUCCGUGUCCCACCGCCGCGCACCAUGCUCCUCUGCAGCUUCUGCGGCGACGUAGCUGCCCCUGACUACCAUGCUACCGCGGCCGGCCACGGCGGCCAGUACCCGUACUACUCCUACGGCGGUGGCGCCGACGCCUUGUGCCGCUGUGGCAGGCCGGCGACGAUGACCGUGCCCACCGAGGAGGGUUUCUUUGACGACAUCUUCGGCGCCCGUGCACGUCAGUUGCGGUCGAGGUCCAGGUCCAAGUCCACCAAGUCGUCGUCGGUGAUCAGCUUCGACGAGUUUGGCUCCGGCCGCUCCGCCUUCCGGUCGGUGACCACCAGCGGCGGCGCGGUAAAGCUGCUCUCUCCUCCUUCACGUCCAAGCUCAGGUGAACCAGACGUCAGGUUCCACUUCUUGGUGGAGCGAUGUGCGCGUGCACCUAGCAUUUCUUCUAAAACUCAGUGUCUCUCAAGCUACACCGCAGGACUCAACCGUACCGUAUGCCGGGCGUCGUCGUGGUACUAACGGCCAGGCCACCGACGCCGGCACCGACCCCCACCAGAGAUCCGCCGCCGCCCAGGACCCCAAGCUGCUGGACGACUUCGAAGACGCCGAAGCCGACACCAAAGUUUAACUACCACCUCCAAAUCAAAUCUUGGGCUUCAUUCAUGGCUGUCUAGUACUGCUAGUUAAUCCUGGGGCUUAAUUACCAUUAGUCCACAUUUCAUAUUAUUCUUGGAGUACCAUACUGUAGCAGCAACAUUGUACUAUAGCAGCAGCAUUAGUGUUGUACUGUAGUCUGUAGGAUGCACCUGCAUAUGCACCUACAUGUGUAGUCAGUAACUAGUGCUACUACUUGAACUCAAAAUUUCUUUUACAAAGAAUAAAAAGAUGAGCAUUUCUCCAGCCAAUGUCUGCAGUAGUUGCUGCUAUGUAAUCAUCGUCUGGACCUAUGCAUUUCAUCAAAAUUUGCAAUGAUGUUUGUUGCCUAAGAAACUAGCGAAUUAUAGAGGCCUGAGAUUCUUCUUUUGUUGUACUUGUACAUGUAGCAGUGUUCUUCGCACUAUGACCUAAAGCAAUCAGUCGGACAAUUGCAGUCUUGGCAUGCUCUGUUGCUCUCCUAGUUGUUAACCUAUGUGUAGUAGUACGUAGGAAUAGAGGUAUGCUAAAUCUGGCAUUUUCAAGUAUGUUGUGUUGCUUUGACUGCUCUCAGUUUAAUAAUUUUAACUCUUCUGGCAUUUUCAAGUAUGCACAGUGUAUUAGUGUAUCAUCAUCUGUGUUAUACGUUUCCGCCACGGAAUCAACGAAAUGUUUCUGCAAUAAGAUGUAUUUAUUUAGACGAAGUAUCCACUUUCCCUGACAUAAUAUGUUCAUGUUCACGACAGGCCCCCUGCAAAUUGCUGGAUGCAACAUCAAUGCAGCUCUGAUCCAGAACCUGGUUCUUGGAUGCAACACGCAUUGUGCUGGACAGGUAUAGCCCCGGUCACACCAUAAUAUGUUAGUGCUCAAUCAUGUAUGCAUCUCCAUGUUGCAAGCCUGCCAUACUUGAUAGGAUCAGUACUUAUUAACUGCUCAUAUGUGCUUGUAGAGAAGAAUACAAUUAUUAUUUGACCAGUCUAGAUUUUUAACAUUUGAUGUGCUUCCAAGGGACACAGAUCUCUACUCUUCUAUAUAAUCCACACUUUGUUCUGGAAGCAAGUUAGUUGUACCAUGCUGUUACAUCACAACAAGGUGUCAUUUGAUGUACUGCUGCUGUUGAUGCUCCCUAGAGUCUAGAUGAAGAUGUACUGCUGCUAUUGAUGCUCUAGCUGUAGCAUGUACUAUUGCUGUUUUGCUACUGCAGUGUUAGUUUCGCUACUGCUAGCUGUUGGCUGCUACUAGUUAGUACUUAGUAGUUACUGCUAGCAGUGCUAGUAGUUAAUGCUGCUUCUAUUGCUUGUGCAAUUGUGCUAGUAGCCAGUAGAUGUUCAUUGCAUGACAUGCACUAGUAGCUAGUAGAUGUGUUGGUACCUAUACGCUAGUACUAUUGGUGUGUUGAAUGUCUUAGUAGAACAUCAUCAGGUUGAUGUGUUGUAGUCAAGUUUUGGAAGUUUUGCCAUGCCAUGCUUACUGUUUACUGAACUGAGGUAUUUGGGCAUUUAUGUGUAAUUUUUAUUCUCUUGAAUGGAUAUUUUUAUUGGCAAUCAUUUAAGUUCCACUGUAUCUUAUAAUUUAUGCAGAUCAGGAUCUAAUGUUGUUGAGGUGGCUGCUGUUGUGACCAUGAUCAGAAGAAGCCUGGAGAUGUGCACAAUAGUUUUAGUUGAUGUUACCACCAUGUUUUGGUGCAUGUGUAUUUCUUUUUGAUUGUGCAGACGUGUAUGUGCUGUUGUGAGUUUCAUUGAGUGAUUUCUGGAUUUGAUCAUUUAAUUGUGAGAAUUAUUGAUUGUUUACUGUUGAAAUGUGUAAAAUAAAUCUGUCAAUGAAAAGGCUGAAUGUUCUAUUGGAUCGAAUAA
Triticum urartu is the source of this 2642-nucleotide messenger RNA. The record is from RefSeq and is a predicted model, not a curated record. NCBI's taxonomy places the organism in Eukaryota, Viridiplantae, Streptophyta, Magnoliopsida, Poales, Poaceae.